CUUGAUGCAGCUCAGUUGCACAUGUGCGUAGCUAACGUAAAGGCCACAAACAUGUCUGUCUGGAGGGUAGUAGAUGCUUGAACAAAGGUAAAUAUAAGGUUUGGAUAAAGGUAUGGACUCAUCUUUUAUGGAUUAAUAGACUCUACAGGCUGCUGAGCUGAGCUUCUCCAGGGCAGACUUUGUGCCUGUGGACAUAUUUCCAACGACUUUUAAGAUGUGGCUUUUAAAUUUUGCACACCAGCACAAGUUGCUGCGUGUUUGGAGGCUGCACACACCUGCAUCAGUUUCAGCUGUUCGCUUUCAGGUUGAGUCUUAUCAUUUCUCAGCUGCUCUGCGUUGCCCAGAGGAUAGAAGAUUGAACCCUGGAGCCAGGAGACGCCUCAGUGUCCAACACAAGCCUGCAGACAGACAAGAGAGGGCAGCUCAGAGUGGAGCCUUUAAAAAUGAGACGUUCCAGAAGCGCUAUCAGCGGCGAGGAGACGACUGCAGAGUGUCAGCUGAACUCAGGAAGCUGUGUCUGGAAGAUUUCCCCGCGGACAAAGAGAUGCAGCGGAGACAGAAGUCAGCGCCAGCCUCCAAAGCAGAAGAAUCUGAGAUAGUCUUUGGCGUUGCUCCUUGUCUGCUGGCGCUCACUCAGGGCAGACGGAAGGCCUGGAAGCUGUUUGUUAAAGAAGGGGAGUCCUCUCGAAGGGCUUCUGUGAUAAAGGUGUGUGAGGAGGCUCAUCAGAAAGGAGUGCAGGUUCAUCGGGUCAGCAAGAAGGAUCUGGACAAGAUGUCUUCUGGAGCAGUGCAUCAAGGGGUGUGUCUGCAGGCCAGUCCUCUGAGAUACCUCACUGAGGACUCGGCAAACAAAGGAAAAGACUCCAGCCUCCCUCUGUGGCUCGUCCUGGAGAGGAUACAGGACCCGAUGAAUCUCGGCGCCAUCCUUCGCUCUGCCUACUUCCUUGGCGUGGACAGAGUGGUCAGCAGCCUUCGCCACAGCUGUCCUCUGUCUCCGGUGGUCAGCAAGGCCAGCUCAGGGGUCAUGGAGGUGAUCGGGGUGUACGGGUAUGAAAACCUUGGAGAUAUGCUGAAGAUGAAGGCGGCUCAGGGCUGGCAUGUGGUUGGAACUGUGGGGCCUGAAGCAGAGGUUCCUGUCACCAAGUGUUCAGACUUCCAGAUGACCAAACCCACGCUGUUGCUGAUGGGAGGUGAAGGGGAAGGACUCUCCCAGGAGCUGCUGUCUCUGUGCCAAACUCUCCUCACCAUCCCAGCUGGUAGAGACCUUUUCCCCGGCAUCGAGUCCCUCAACGUCUCCGUGGCUACAGGAAUCCUGCUCCACUCUCUGCUGCACUCCAGGAGGCUUUCAGAUGAUGAAAACCAAAGAUAUCUGCUCCACCACAGACACAAAAGGAACUAAGUAAAGAAAACGAGCAUAGGUUUCAUCUGAUUAUUGAAGGGGACACUUUGCAUUGCAUUCCGGUGAUCUUUAUGCAGUGAUUUGUCUCUUUACUGCUUUGAUUCAUGGCAGAAAUGUCUUUAUUUAUGGAAGGAAAACCUAGAAAUUGAUGCACCAGGUGACAAUUCAAAGCAAAAUGCAACUUAUACAGAUCGAAUUAUGUUUUCUGCAAAAGAAUCGGGUUUUUUAGAGCACAUAAUUCUUAUUUUGAAGGUAAAAAGAGACCCAGUGUUGAGGAAACAUGAUCCACUCUAGCCGAAGCCUUUUUUGGUCUAUUAGUAACAUUACAGUGGUCUUUAUGUGUGCAAUUGAAUAUUUCACUGUAAUCCUCCAAAAUAACGGAAAGAAUGAUGCUUUAAACCCAUUCAUUGUCAAUCACGUCCAUGAAAAUUUACAUUUUCCCAGUGAAGGAUCAAUAAAGUUUAUCUUUGUAUCGAAA
Acanthochromis polyacanthus (spiny chromis) is the source of this 1877-nucleotide messenger RNA. It is a transcript of the gene mrm1, whose product is annotated as mitochondrial rRNA methyltransferase 1 homolog (S. cerevisiae). Gene Ontology annotation, cellular component: mitochondrion. Bases 215 to 1399 code for a protein of 394 amino acids. The record is from RefSeq and is a predicted model, not a curated record. Gene Ontology annotation, molecular function: RNA binding; RNA methyltransferase activity. The transcript has a single exon. Gene Ontology annotation, biological process: rRNA methylation. NCBI's taxonomy places the organism in Eukaryota, Metazoa, Chordata, Actinopteri, Pomacentridae.